AGAAUGAGGAAAUGAAAACUACAACUGCACGAGGCAAAUGCACAGGGUAGCCAGGAAGAGUAGGAGGAAAUUUUCAAAUGCGGAAGAUAACUUUGAGAUCUGAACCAAACCGCGUUGACGUUGUCGCGCCUAUGAUUGAGAGGGAUUCCCCAUAACCUGAUUGCAGCUUCAGCACUUGGAACCUCUUGCGUCGGCCAGCAGGACAGGGGCAGUUUAAACGCACAAUCUCGAAAAACAAAUGGGAUUAAAUGCACCAUGAACUUUAAACGGAGUGGUCCGUGACAAAGAAGGAAUAGCCUCAUUGCUUUGGCAGCUCAGGGCAUCUGCACUGUGCACUGUUGUGUUUCACGACUGUUCUUGCCAAUGCCGAAAGAAAGGCGGAGGUCCUUAAGGGAGGUAGGGCUUUCCAGGUCUACAAGUUGCGACGGGUCAAGCAAAGAGCGCAAGCCUAAAGCGCCUGGGAUUUGUGAUGAACUGUUUCAGAUGGCGGAGCACAUUGGCUCAACAAGUGAACACGGGGAACUUCGCGGAGGUGGCGAGAGGACGUCGCUGAAGACCUGCCGUGUUCCCCAGGUGACCAUAACUCCGGAGGGCGAUGCAUGCCCGCGGGAGAUGAGGCUGGAGGAGUUCGAUCAGCCUAAUGGAACGCUAUGCAGAAAGCUGUCGAACUCGUCCAUCUCCUCCACGGGAUCUUCGACGGCUUUUGAAGAGUCAGAGGACGACAUUCUCAGUGACACCGAGACAAAGAGUAAAGGAAUCGUAACCCUAGAACAACUGGUGGACUCCGGAGAGCAAGCUAAGCCAUGGUGGAAACUGAAGACCAUAGUCCACCUGCCUUUCCUUGUCUCACAGAGAAAGCGUCUCUCCUGGGUGCAGCUCGCAGGCCACAAAGGCAGCUUCAAAGCGGGCAAUGAGGGCACCAUCCUGAAGAAGUUCAGUGACAAUGAGCGCCAGUGUUUCGAGCGGCUGCAGGGUGAUGUGCUGGCGGGCUUCGUGCCCUGCUACCACGGGGUGGUGGAGAGCGACGGGGAGCCCUUCCUGCAGAUGAGCGACCUGCUGGGCAACUUCCAGGGGCCCAACGUCAUGGACUGCAAGAUGGGAGUCAGGACGUACCUGGAAGGGGAGCUGGAGCGGGCGCGGGACCGGCCCAAGCUGCGGCGGGACCUGUACGAGAAGAUGCUGGAGGUGGACAGCCAGGCGGCCACAGCAGAGGAGCACGACCAGCGGGCCGUCACCAAGCCCCGGUACAUGCAGUGGAGGGAGACCCUCAGCUCCACACACACGCUGGGCUUCCGCAUCGAGGGUGUCAAGAAAGCAGACGGCACCUGUCGAACAGACUUCAAGAGAACGCGCUCGAAGGAGGAAGUCACUCAAGUCUUCAGGGAUUUCGUGGGAGGAAAUACCAGCACAAUCAAUGCAUACGUGAACAAACUCCGGGAGAUCCAAGAAGCCCUGAGCACGUCAGAGUUCUUCAAAAGGCAUGAGGUCAUCGGCAGCUCCCUCCUGUUCAUCCAUGACCACACGGGCCGCGCGGAGGUGUGGCUGAUCGACUUUGGCAAGACCACCCUGCUGCCUGAGGGCCAGACCUUGCAGCACUCCACGCCCUGGCAGGAGGGCAACAGAGAGGACGGCUACCUGUGGGGCCUGGACAACCUCAUCCACACGCUGGCCUCCCUCACCCAGGGCGGUUGACCUGUGACCUGCUCUGGGUUGUGUUUCUCAAAAGCGUAGUUGCUAGCCGGCUAGCCCCUUAGGUAGUUGCCAAUGGGACAUUGCAUUGCAACCGGCAAGGUAGCUAACGUAGUUAACAACUAUUGUUUAAAGAAAUGCACUGCUGACCUAUUGACCUAUCAGGUCCAUCCAGGGGUGACCUUUUUUUUCAGACUGAACUUAGAACUUUUGUUACCUACACUUUACACCACCAGCAAAAGGAUAUAUCUGUCCCAUCCUGCGUACUUCUGCUGAAAACACAAGUGUUUGCCAUUGCACACAAAGUGUUGCAUGCGCAGUGGCGACCAUGUAUUGUUGAUGCAGUAUUUGUAAAAAAUGUGUCAACGAACAAAAAGAAAGCACAAAAGCACAUGGCCAAAAAUCAGAGCCAAAACACCAAUAGUUUUAUGUGAAUGCAUUAUACAAAAUGUUUAAUGCUACCAUCCGCCAUUUCAGGUGUUUUAUAAAAGUGUAAUAGUUUUGUACACAUUUAGGUGAAAUCUUCUGAUGAUGCAUUGUGCUUUGCCUUUUCCUCAUCCACUGUUAAGAAACGGAUGAUGUCAAGUAGCCCUGAUGCUGAGAGCAAGAAACAAACGAUGUGACAACAGCAGGAUAGCCUCACUAAGGUGUUGAAAUUCUCAGAUGACAUUGGCCCGAGGGUUAAGCCAACUGUUAAACAUUUUUAUUUUAUUGACGGUUUGGAUUUUAAACUAGUUGUGUUGAACACGUCCGAGAGGAAAAUUGAAUUUCAACACGAACACAGAAACUGUGUUAUUAUAUAACAGUAUCGUUGAUAGCAUCUUUUAGCACCCUAAGUCCCUUUCCUUGGGAGAAAGUGUAUGUACAAACUAGAAGGCUGUGGCAACAAAGGCACACCAAUUGCAUUAUAAUGCAACACUAUGAAAUGAAGCCCACAUCCAAACUUGACUUCGCAAAUAAUAGUUUUAGAAGAUGUGUCUGUCUGCCCAUUGUGAGAGAACAGACGGCCUGUACAGACAAAGUAAAUAUCAAACUUCUUGGACUCGGUUUUCGUACACCCUUAUGCUAGGUGAGUUUUCUGCUGACAAGAGUCCAUUGUUAAAAAAACAGUAUAUACGUAUUAAGUCACUGUGAGUACUAAUAGCUGUUUUUGGACUACUGUAUUACAGUACAAAGUCAUUAAGCACACUUUUUUGUAACUUUUUUCAAAGUUCACAGCAAGACACUAUUGUGUUACCAGGGCAAGGUAUUGUCAUCUUGCAUGAAAUGUAAGUCUGUGUUUGUUAAUUUGUUUGUAGUAUAUGUGAAAGUUGACAUCUGUGAAAUAAUAAUUAAAAAAAAAACGUCAAA
Molecule: messenger RNA, 3039 nt
Organism: Engraulis encrasicolus (European anchovy)
Lineage: Eukaryota; Metazoa; Chordata; Actinopteri; Clupeiformes; Engraulidae
Gene: itpka
Product: inositol-trisphosphate 3-kinase A
Exons: 7
Coding region: 364-1692 (442 amino acids)
Biological process (GO): inositol phosphate biosynthetic process
Cellular component (GO): cytoplasm; nucleus
Molecular function (GO): inositol-1,4,5-trisphosphate 3-kinase activity; inositol tetrakisphosphate kinase activity
Source: RefSeq, a predicted model, not a curated record